CUAACCUUUUUCAAACCUGUUCUGAGCCAUGUUUUCCUCGGGACCAAACACCUAGUGUGCAACUCUAUUGUCUGGGCCUAGUAAAUAGUCGAACUGUAUUUGCAUAACAAUGGAAUUCAAUCUAAAGGAAGCAUGAGGUUGAUGUGCUCAGUGUCAUAGGGGCAGAUAGAUAGAACAGUUUGUGCUGACAUGAUAACUCACGUGAUUUUAAUAACAAUGCUCUGUCCUUUUUCUCCGACACAUAAAAGGCUCUGGGAUGAGGACAGGCCUGUCCUGUUGACCUCCACAGUCAUGAUGGGUAAGAUCAUCUUCUACGAGGGCAGGAAUUUUGAGGGACGCCACUAUGAGUGCAGUGGUGACUGCGCUGACAUGCACUCCCACUUCUCCCGGUGUAACUCCAUCCGGGUGGACAGCGGGUGCUGGGUGGCCUAUGAGAAGCCUAACUAUUCUGGGUACCAGUACAUGCUGACAAGGGGGAAGUACCCUGACCACCAUCGCUGGUCCGGCUUCAACGACUGCAUCCGCUCCUGUCGCAUAAUCCCUGCUUACAAUGGAAACUACAGGAUGAAGAUCUUUGAGAGAUCAGACUUUGGGGGCAAGAUGAUGGAGCUGAGCGACGACUGCCCCAACCUGCAGGACCGCUUCCACCUGAGAGACAUUUCCUCCUGCAAUGUUAUGGAGGGCUACUGGAUCCUCCACGAGCACCCAAACUACAGGGGCCGUCAGUACUUCCUGCGCCCUGGCGAGUACAACAAGCACAGCGACUGGGGCAGCAUGAGCUCCACCAUCGGCUCGGUGCGUCGCGUCACAGAGCUGAAGCAAAACAACCAAUAAAGCUGUCUACUAGAGUGCUCUCUCUAGCCAGGCUAGAUCUCUCUGACAGCCUUCAGAAGUCUAUACAUAUGUACAGCGGAUGACAAGAUGAGUCCAUCUCCACAUAUGGUUGAUAACAGGAAAUAAGGAGAUUAUCCUUUAGUAAUUGGACCACUUAAUACAAAUAUGGCUGGGCUGAAGAAAGCAGUGGCUUGGUAUCCUGGUGUAAUUUGUAUAUGAGCAUUUAAAGGGCUUUAUGCAGACAGAUGUCACUUCAUACACACCCUCCCCUCACAUUGAAUAAUAAACCAGUGGACUGUAGGAACAGUAUAUUUAAUUGUGUCACUAAUGCAGCAUGCAGCAGCAAAGACAGUUGCACAUUCUUCCAACUGAGCCUGCUUACAAUUGUUUUUUAACAUUAUUCUGACCUAUAUCAAAACACAUGAACUUCAUGUGUCUAUGGCAAAGUAACUUUGUUAACUUGUCAAUGUAGCACUGUUUAGAAUAUAACACAAUAAUGGCAGUUGAUGUUUGAAGUGUGAGGCAAUUCAAUGUUGGUGUUUUUGAUGUUCACUACAAGUAAAUCAAGUUAGAGCAAUCAGAUAUCACAAUCAAAUAAUUAUUAAUAUCAACAAAUAAACCAAAUAUAUCUGUAAAUCAAAUAUAUCUGUGAUUGUGAAACAAACAUGAUAGAGAACAUCAAGUACCAAACUGUACAUCAUACUUAUUAUUCAAAGCAUCUGUGGCAUAAGGACACAAAGAUAACACAAACCUUCACUAUGGACCUGUACGGACACCAAAUGUGACCAUAAACAUGAAAAACAGAAGCGGAUAAAAGUUUAUAUAUAUUUUUUAAAAAAUGGUAAGUCACAAAUCAAUUAGGGCCAGUUACCAAUCAGGAUUACAAAUAAUUUUACCAUAUAAACAUUUAUUAGUGGAGGAUGGGGGCACAAAUUGUACAAAACAUACUGUCAAGACCCUGUGCAUCACCCACUGUAGUGCAAAGGAUUGUCAUCAGACACUCACAACAAAUGGAUGGAAAUAUACACGCAACAUGUCAACUGUUGGUCCCAUGUUUCAUGAGCUGAAAUAAAGAUUCCCAGAAAUCUUGCAUUCGCAGAAAAAGCUGUCUCAAGUUGCAAUUGGAAUGUCCACCAGAGCUGUUGCCAGAGAAUUGAAUGUUCAUCUCUCUACAAUAAGCUGUCUCCAACAUAAUUUUAGAGAAUUUGGCAGUACGUGUACCGGCCUCACAACGUGUAAUCACGCCAGCCUAGGACCUCCACAUCCGGCUUCUUCAACUGCGGGAUCGUCUGAGACCAGUCACCCGGACAGCUGAUGAA
Molecule: messenger RNA, 2153 nt
Organism: Coregonus clupeaformis (lake whitefish)
Lineage: Eukaryota; Metazoa; Chordata; Actinopteri; Salmoniformes; Salmonidae
Product: gamma-crystallin S-1
Exons: 3
Coding region: 190-834 (214 amino acids)
Biological process (GO): visual perception; lens development in camera-type eye
Molecular function (GO): structural constituent of eye lens
Source: RefSeq, a predicted model, not a curated record